GCCGUGGAGCUACAGAAGGCCGUGGAGUUACAGAAGGUGCUGCUGGCGCGCAACAGCCUGACCCACAUCUCAGAGGAGAUCGGCCGCCUGCCCUGCCUCACGUGGCUUGACGUCAGCUACAAUGCCCUGCCCCGCCUGCCUGCUGCUGUCGGCAAGCUAGUGGAGCUCAAGAGUCUGCUGGCGAGCCACAACAAGCUGGAGUGCCUGCCAGAGGAGAUCGGCGGUGCAGCGAACCUGGUCAAGCUGGACGUCUCCCAUAACGUGCUGGAAGGGCUGCCUGCUGCUCUUGCCGCCUGCACACUCCUCGCCCACCUCGAGGUCCACCACCCUCGCUCCUACCUCGUCCCCAUCCCCUCGUUUCCACUGCCUCCUUUGCCUCCUGCAUGCUCCAACCGCAUUGCUUCCCUGCCAGCCUCCUUGGGUUCAUGCACUGCUCUCUCUCAUCUCAAUCUCGAGAACAACCAGCUGCAGAGCAUCCCCUCGCCUCUGCUCUCCUCACUCCGCAACCUCAGGCAUCUCGACCUUGGGCGCAACAAGCUGCAGUCUCUCCCGGACGACAUAGGAGCCCUCUCGUCACUCCUACACCUCAACGCCUUUCAGAACUCGUUGAAUGUUUACCUUCCCUUUCCCCCUGUUCCUCCCCCAAUCCCCUCCCCCUUUCCCCUCCUACUUUCCCGUCCUCCGUUCCCCCCUUCUGCCUCGCCUUCUCAUUCCUCUCACCUCUUGAUGUCCCGACCCCCUUCCUCUAACCCUUCCUCUCGCCUUCUAUGCUUCAGCCGCAACAAGCUCAAGCAGCUGCCAGUGGAAAUCGGCCACCUGCCUUCACUUGUUACUCUCUCCGUGCCCUCCAAUAAAGCUCCGAAUGUCUCCGACAAUGACCUCCCCACCCUGACCGCGACCUUUUGCUCACUGCUUUCUCCUCGUCCUCCUUCCCUCCACCAUCCCAUUCCCCCCCUGUACCCUCCCCGCACACACCCCUGCUGCCAGCUGAAGGACCUCCCCCCAUUGCUGCGCGGCCUGAGCAUUCAGGCUAUUGAUGUCUCCCACAAUGACCUCCCCACCCUCCCACCCUGUCCGCUUCCUCACUGCUUUCUCUUCCCUCCCCUCCUUCCCUCCUCCCUUCCCCUCCUCCCCCCCACUCUCCCCUGCUGCCAGCUGGUGGAUCUUCCCCCAUCGCUGCGCCGCCUGAGCAUUCAGGCUAUUGAUCUGGAGGACCUGCCCCCGUCACUGCGCCGCCUGAGCAUCCAGGCUAUUGAUGUCUCCGACAAUGACCUUCCCACCCUGCCCGCCUGGCUUGGUAGCAUGACAUCGCUGCAGAGGGUCGCAGCAGCAGGCAAUCCCAUCAGAACCAUCCGAAGCACGCUCAUCAACGGACCGGCCAAGAACCUCCUGGACUAUCUGCGCUCUCGCCUCCCUGCUGCUUCUGCUGAUGACCAUGAUUCAGAUUCUGCCAGCGCUUCUGCACCUGCUGCACUGCGUGAGCUGACUCUGGAAUCACCACCUGCUGCUGCUUCUGCUGCUGCUGCGCCUGCCGCUGCUGCUGCUGCUGCACCGGCUGCUUCUGUGACUGCUGCUGAAGCAGGCAUGGUGCCACAGACCUUGCAAUCAAGGCAGAGCGAGGAGAUCAUGAGUGGAUCAGGAGACACGGUGGACAGAGCAGGAGAGGUGGAAAGAGGGGUGGACAGAGCAGGAGAGGUGGAAAGAGGGGUGGAGGGGGAGGGGGAUGCGGUGGCGGCUGCAGAAGCAGCAAUGGCAGAGCCAUGGCUGAGGGAGUGCUUUGAGGGAGGGGCCCUCCAGUUGUCAAAGAAGGGCUUAUCAGAGCUGCCACGUGGCAUCGCGGCAUUGGCUGCGGGUGACAUCCCUCUGACGUCCAUCAUCGCCUCUCACAACUCCCUCACCUCGCUGCCCUUCUUCCUCUCAGCUUGUACCUCCCUCACUGAGCUAGACCUGUCAACCAAUAAGAUUGCAGCCUGGCCUUCUCUUGCCCUGCGCUCGCUCCCAUCGCUCCGCACCCUCUCCCUCGCCAACAACCCCGUGGGGCAGGUGAGGCUGGGGCAGGUGGGGCUGGGGCAGGUGAGGCUGGGGCGGGUGAGGCUGGGGCAACCUCCCCUGUCCCUUUUCAUCGCUCUCCACCCCUCCAGGCUGCCCCUGACAGCACCACAGGACAUCGCCUCACUGUACCACCUGAAUCUCUCCUGCUGCUGCUCGCCUUCCUCCUCUUUGUUCCCUUCAUCCAUCUCUCUCCUCCUCUCCCUUCCCUCCCUCCCCUCCUCUCCAGCUGCCCCUGACAACGCCACAGGACAAUUCCUCUUUACGAUACCGGAACCUCUCGCUGCUGCUGCUCGCCCUCCUCGCCCUUGUCCCUUCAUCCAUCUCUCUCCUCCCUUCUCCUCUCCCAUCCCUCCCUUCCCUCCCUUCCCGCCCUCCCAUCCUUUCCAGCUGCCCCUGACAGCGCCACAGGACAUCUCCACGUUGCAGUGCCUGAAUCUUUCCGGCUGCUGCUCUCCCUCCUCCGCGCCACUGCUACCACCCUCCUUCUCCCUGGCCGCCCUUCCACGCCUCACAGAGCUGCACCUCAGUCGACUCAAAGGUCAUCUCCUCCACGCGCCACUGCUCGUGCCCUCCUUCUCCCUGGCCGCCCUUCCGCGCCUCACAGAGCUGCACCUGCACCUCAGGUAG
Closterium sp. NIES-65 is the source of this 2679-nucleotide messenger RNA. NCBI's taxonomy places the organism in Eukaryota, Viridiplantae, Streptophyta, Zygnematophyceae, Desmidiales, Closteriaceae. The record is from the annotation of a GenBank genome assembly.